Messenger RNA from Danio aesculapii, 1378 nucleotides. RefSeq names its product afadin- and alpha-actinin-binding protein. The transcript is spliced from 12 exons. NCBI's taxonomy places the organism in Eukaryota, Metazoa, Chordata, Actinopteri, Cypriniformes, Danionidae. The coding region runs from base 18 to 1301 and encodes 427 amino acids. The record is from RefSeq and is a predicted model, not a curated record.
UCAGUAACUGCAGGAUUAUGACGCACAAACAGAUCGCAAAAUCACCAGAAUCUCACAUGAGAGCUCAAGACUCCACAGAGAUGGUGAACUCUCUGAUUGAGCCUCAAGAAAACACUCGCAGUUUCUCCCGCCGACUCUUCAGAGAAGAUCUGACAGACCUGACCAAGAGUUUACAGGAGCAGCUCGUGGAAAAGGAUCUUCACAUCGCCAGACUACAAGAUGCUCUGACCUCUGAAAGAGAAAAGUGUGCACGUCUGCAGUCUCGCUGUAACCAGCAGGGGGCGGAGCUGAAGCGCAAAGAGCAGCAAACCAACCGCAUGAAAGAGAAACUCCCGCAGCUCACCGACAGACAAAAACACCGCGGCGUCUCUAUAGAGAUUUUAAAUGUGUUGCCGAAGUGGACAGGACGAAGAGAGGCUGGAUACAAGACCGCAAAGGCUGAUGGAAGGAUAGAGGAGGCAUUGCGUCUGCUGUUGGACCGAAGAGAAGCUGAGCUCAGAGAGGCCAUGAAACUACGGCACGGUCUUACAACGCUACUGCACAUGCUCAGGAACAACAUGGCACAGGCAAUUCAAGACUCCAACAACACAGGCCUGGAGGAAACUGAAGAUGACAUGCUGGUCCAAUCAGAGCAGAGUCUUGGUGAUCAUGUGACAGGAGGUGUGGUCCAGGAGUGGAUGCAAGUUCAGAAAACACUGCGGGAGCUCAUGGCACAGAGUCCCUUUGCUCCAGAAACAGACCAGGAGAAGCUGCUGGUUCAUCUGGAGGAGGAGCUGGAGCAGAGCCGACAGCUCAUCCUAGCACAGCAGCAGUUACUACAGGAGAGUGUAAAUCCUCCUCUCCCGGCUGUGCUGAUGGACUGCUACUAUCUGGAGGAGUGGGAGCGGCUUCAGGACCACUGGGAGGAGCUUAAGAGGCAGAGGCGGAGCUUCCAGCGGGAGAGGCAGGCCUUCACUGAAGCUGCCAUCCGAUUGGGUCAUGAGAAAAAUGAGUUUGAGCAGCAGAAAGCCUCCCGCUUGAAGUAUGAUUUCCUCAAUUUCUCUCCAGUCAAGAAAAACACACCGUGGAACCGGAGAGAAAGCACAGCGCUCAGCGACCUACGUGCUGCAGCUCCAGAUCAGCUCUCCAUGUCUCCAUGUGUCACUCCAUCAUCUGAGGGGUCAGAGGUCAUGCCGGGGUCCUGUCAGAACCUGGUCAUGACCCCCAACACUCCUGAGCUGUACUCCGUGCUCAAACUGCCCUAUUAUAGGUCUCCGCAGAUGCUCGGGUCACCUGAGGAACGCCACACCUGGCCCUUUUAGCUUCACACAGAGCUGGAAAGACUUUUCUACAAGACACAUUUUGAAUUAAAGUUAUGCAUUGCUGUAUUGUGUUUGUA